Messenger RNA from Acipenser ruthenus (sterlet), 7501 nucleotides. Its product is annotated as ATP-dependent DNA helicase Q5-like. The record is from RefSeq and is a predicted model, not a curated record. NCBI's taxonomy places the organism in Eukaryota, Metazoa, Chordata, Actinopteri, Acipenseriformes, Acipenseridae. The coding region runs from base 448 to 3420 and encodes 990 amino acids. Gene Ontology annotation, molecular function: 3'-5' DNA helicase activity; four-way junction helicase activity; ATP binding. The transcript has 19 exons. Gene Ontology annotation, cellular component: chromosome; cytoplasm. Gene Ontology annotation, biological process: double-strand break repair via homologous recombination.
UUUUAUUAUCCACGAACACUGAUCAUGAGCAAUUAUUUUAGUUUUAUAUAUAGAGAAUAAUUAAGUAUGAAAGAUUUUAUUUUAAUUAUGAAUAUCUCGCAGUGAGGUCAUUUGUGUGCGUCCGAAGAAAUUGAGAAAAAGUUAGAUUUGAGUGACAGCGCAGCCGCACAAAAAAUGAAUUAAUUUGGUUUAAUUUACCCACUUCAUAAAAGUCAGCCUCGGGGGUGUUUGUUUUGGAGUGCAAAUUGAUAUUCACAGGGUUUAAACGCUGUUGAUAUGUUUUUGACUAGGUUAUAGCUGCUGUAUUUUGAUUUGACCAAGUGGUUUGGACAGAGUACUGCUGCUAAUCGCUUUCUUACAGUGACUUUUUCAUGAGUCACAGAAGCCACUGUUCUAUUUUUUAGCCAGUGGCAGGACUAUUUCUAGAUAAAAGUUACGUACUGAGGCAUGUCGUCCAACAAAAAAAACCCAAACGACUCCUCCAACCCCGUCUGGGAUUGCAAGAUCAAACAAGCUCUUAAAAACGUCUUCGGAUUCGACUCAUUUCGGACUCCCCUGCAAGAAAACGCCACUAGAGCGGUGGUACAAGGUGAAAAGGAUGUGUUUGUGUGCAUGCCCACUGGCGCUGGGAAAUCACUCUGUUACCAGCUGCCUGCUGUCCUGGCUAAGGGAGUCACCAUCGUUGUGUCCCCACUCAUUGCACUUAUUCAGGACCAGGUGGAUCACCUCCUUGCUAUGAAGGUGAAGGCCUGCUCUCUGAACUCCACGCUUCAAGCACAGGAGCGGCGGAAGAUUGAGGCAGACCUACAGAGUGAGAGCCCCUGUAUCAAGCUGCUCUACAUCACCCCAGAGAUGGCAGCGUCCCAUUCCUUUCAGCCCUUGCUGUCCUUGCUGUUGUUCCGUGGGCUGCUGUCCUACCUCAUUGUGGAUGAGGCGCACUGCGUCUCCCAGUGGGGACACGACUUCCGGCCUGACUACCUGAAGCUGGGCUUUCUGCGUGACCGUAUUCCAGGAACCCCCUGUGUGGCACUGACCGCCACGGCCACAAAGAAGGUCCAGGACGACAUUGCACACUCCUUGCACCUGCGCCAGCCCCUUGCCAACUUCAAAACACCUUGCUUCAGGACAAACCUCUUCUACGAUGUGAUCUUCAGGAAUCUGCUGCCCGACCCCUACUCAGACCUCAAGGACUUCUGUCAGCAAGCGCUAGGAGAAAAGAACACAGAUGGGGGAUUCUCUGGUUGUGGGAUCAUUUACUGUCGGACCAGAGACAGCUGUGGAGAGGUGGCAAAUAAGCUGACCCAAAGAGGGAUCUUGUCCAAGGCUUACCAUGCAGGCCUGAAGGCAGGUGACCGGGCAACGGUGCAGAACGAGUGGAUGGAGGGCAAGGUGCCGGUCAUUGUGGCCACCAUCAGCUUUGGAAUGGGGGUGGACAAGGCCAACGUCAGGUUUGUGGCUCAUUGGAACAUUGCCAAGUCCAUGGCAGGGUAUUACCAGGAGUCCGGGCGAGCAGGCAGAGAUGAAGCGCCCUCUUGCUGCAGGCUGUACUACUCCAGGACAGACCAGGACCAGCUCAGGUUCCUCAUCACAAAGGAGAUUUCCAUGAGCCAGGCGAAACGUGGCACUGUGAAGGAUUCUGAUAAGGCGACCAUGGCAGGCUUUGAGGCCCUGGUGGCCUUCUGUGAGCAAGAUGGGUGUCGACACGCUGCAAUCGCUCAGUAUUUUGGGGAUGAGAAGCCGCGCUGCAACAAGUCCUGUGAUUUCUGCAAGAAUCCUGCGGCAGUCAGGAACCAGCUAGAGUCAUCUCGGUGCCUGGGGUCAGGUGGGAGGACCCGCAUCGGGCCGGCUGCCACCUCGACCGGGCCCUUUGGCUAUGACCGGGAGCUGUACGCUGGGGGCCGCCGCGGCUAUGGCUUUGAAAGGUAUGAUGGGUCUGAGGGGGAUUAUGAAGAGGACCCAGAACAACGGAAGCAGGAAUGGAACAGUUUUUUCCAGAAGCAGAUGAGUAUACUGAAGGAUAAGGAGACACCAAAGGAAGACUUUGUCCCCCCUGACCUGUGGUCCCCCCUAAGAGACGCUGCAAGCCAGAAGAUCCCCCGGCUCUCCGUGAAGGCUCGGGAGCAUUGUCUACGCAUGCUGGAGGAAGCCCUCAGCAGCCAGCAGGGGGCAGUCUCCACAGGGAGCAGCCCUGAUCCCCAUUCCUGUGCUGUAGAGAUGGAGUACGAGGCCUUCAAAGGGUGCAAGUCAUCCAACCUGUACAAGGCAGCUGUACUUAGGAAGGUGUCAGAGAUAAAGAAGGGGAAGGCAGAUGGGGAUGUGCCCCCAGCCUCCAGCACUGGGCCCAGCAGUGCAGAGAAGCCUGGAGCCUCCACUGAAGGCUUUGUGUCUGCCACUCAGAUCUACUCGUUGAAGUCAAAGCGGGUGGGCGCUGGGUUCAGAGGCUCGACUAACACAUUCCAGACAGCUGCGGAGCUUCUCCAUGCCUCUAGGAGCCCCGAGGAGGCUGGCAGCUCAAGGACAGAGACUGCGGAGGAACACCGUUUCACAGGAGGGUCAAAUGGGGCAGGGGGAGAUGAAAACCUCACCACAGACAAGGAGAGGAGCCAGCAGCUGCCCAGUGCCUCCAAGAAGAACUUACUGUGGGACAGCCCCGCCAAAAACAUCAAACUCUCCAAGAAACUGCUGCAGCUGGCCGAGUCGGCCAUAAAGGACUCCCAGAACAUCUCCAAGUUCUUCACCAAGAAGGAGGAGAGUGUUGGGGACUCGACCGAUCUGCCUCAGGCUCUGGCUCUGCCUCUAAAGACCCACAAGAGCUAUACAGAGGAAUCAAGAACUUCAGAACUGCAGGAUAGGGUCUCAUGUUUAGAAACAACCCCAUGUGAGGAUGGUGCCUUGGAAACAAACCAGAAUCAAGAAUUCCCCUCCGUAGAAGAAACACAAUCGUUAAUUAAUGCUGUUGAUGGUGUCAAUUGUCAGAAAACCACAGCAAAAGAGAGGACAAGCAUUCUGCCUGAGGAGGAGUCAGAAGAUGAUAGAAACCCUGUCUCUAAUACUGGGAAGAGACCUCUCACAGAAGAGGAACCCCAGAGCACUCGAGCCCCACCCCCCAAGCGGCAGCGUCCUGGCAUUGCGCCCCCCAUACUAUGCCAACCUGAGGGCAAGGGUGCCCUGGUGAAGAAGAAGGUCAGUUUUCACCCCACCCUGGCGGCGGAGGAGCUGGAAGAAGGGGAUCCCCGAGUGGUACAGCCGCCUGCAGGGAAGGCAGCAGUGUCGCUGAAGGAGGCAGCUGACAUUGUUGUCAAGUACCUGACACCAUUCUACAAGAAUGGCAGGUUUGCCUCCAAGGAGCUGUUUAAAGCUUUUGCAAAAUUCUUGUCUCACCGGCUGACUGAUGGAAAGACACCCCAUAGAAAAAUGUGAAGGGAGGAGCCCAUCGGCUGAUCAAAAGCUUCUUCAAGGAUCGUCCGCAGUGUGAGAACGAGGAGGACUGGAGACACCUGCAGAGCGAUGAGGCGCCGGAGGCCCUGGGCACCACACCAACACUGCUCCCUCAUAACAUGGAGGACAUGGGCUAAACUUCUCCUAGGUGCCUUAGGCUCAAAACUGAGAAGCACUUGAAAAAUCUCUGGGGUUGUAUAUCAAGAACUCUCAGUGCAUGUUCUUCCUUAGAUGCUGCUGAAUCAAAAAAUAGGCUUAAUCUCUUACAGCCCUGCGCAAUUGCGCAUGUCAAAAAACAUAUUUGCAGGCCGCUUUGUGAGCUCCAGGGGUUACCAACCCUGUCUGAAAUCUAUCUGGCAACAUAGGAUAUGAGUAGGGACAGCGUACAGGACAGUCCAUUUACACUCAGAACAGGGAAAUGUUUUAAUUUGAAAUGUUUUCAUUAUUUGUUCAUUUGUUUUAAUCCAACACAUAUAUGCUUCCUGCAAAAGGUUAUAGGUACUGUAAAGGAAACCAACUUUAGAAUUAUAAGUCGAAACUAUUUUCAUGUUUUAAAUGUAUUUUCCUUUUUUCUGCUUCAUCCUACAAACCAUGUUGGAAACAGAGUAUUAUCUGCUCUCUGUUUCUGUUUUCUUUUAAAGACCUACCUCUAGCUGUGAAAAUUGGUAUAGAAUUACAGAAGCAAGUGCACAGAGGUUUUCUAGUGUCCUCUAUGAACCCUGGGGAAUGGUAUUGGAGAAGUUACUUAAUCUGUUAGUUGCAAGUUACUUGAACAGCAUUGGAACUAGCUACAGUAAUUUAUCAGCUAUGGUUGUGAGACUCCCAAAAUCACACUGAUGACAGGGAUAGGAUCCCUCAGUGCAAUCUGCAUGCUCUGCACAAUCCCAUUUUACUGACUAUAAAUGUGAUAAUAAGCCAUGAAAAGAAGGGAAAUCUUUGACACAGAUAUGUCCUGGAUAUUUCAAUUUAACUCUCUUAAUACAGUGUUAUAUGGUACCAGAAAUAUCCUUUAGUUCUUUUACUUGGUAUACAUGCAAAAGGGUUGAUGGUUGUUUUGUUACCAAAGAACUGUAGAUUCCUUUUCAAAUUUUUCAAAACAAGGCUUUAAACACAGUUUAUUUUCUCUUAUCUGUUUAAAUGAAAAAAAAUAAACAGCAUUAUUUUUUCAUUACUUUAGGAUAUGGAGAUUUGUAAAAUAAAAUGGUAUCGAUUUAAAAAAAAAAAAAUCAUUAACUCCUGCUUCCUGGUUGCCUAUAGGUCACAUGGUCUGGUUGCAACUAGAGUUCCUCCCACAGAAGCACACUGAAGGGACUAACUGUGUAAUUAAACUAUACAGGCUGUAUUUCCAAAGCGUUUACUGCAGUCUGUAAUUAAUCCAAUGUAAUCCUAUUUUUUGGAUGAGAAAAAAGCUGCUGAUUUUACAAACUAAGUCAAACAACUGAAGCACUGUACUACUAUUCAUGCAUUGCCUUUUAUACACUCUGAAGCUGGAAUUUUAUAAUUUCAAAUAAUUAUACAGUCAUUAACACUGGAAUCGCUUUCACAAUAUGGCCCUACAUCUCCAAGACUAGCACUAACAAUAUUACCUUUUUUGUUAUUAUUAUUAUUAUUUAUUUAUUUUUUUUACAUUUCGCAAAUGGUGAAAAGGUACCGGUUAACAAAAUAGAUUUUAAAACCUUAUUCAUCCCUUUCACUUCUGAAGAUAUGUACCAGUACUUGAACUAACAUUUAGUUUUUGAGUAGCUGUCAUUCUCAAAUUAACAGUUCAUGCAUCUAUGUGCGAUGGUACAUUCUGGUCUCAGUAAUGGAAAUGGUUUGUAAAGCAUUGUUGGUGCUGGCUGUGUAGGGAAACAGCACCACCUAUCACCACCCCUUCCUCAAGGACAAGCUAUUGCAACUGACAAAACUGAUGCAUGUUAUUGUCCGUGCGCAUCCACUCUCUAGUAGGUCUCAAAUGGGCAGGUUUGAAAGAAACACUUUUUUUUUUUUUUUUUAGCAAACUUGUUUGUUCAUUUUAAAACAUAAAAUCUGGCAAUACUCUAUCUUAAAUAAAUCUGUUUGUAAGCUGUGCUUUUAGACUGUCUUUCAGUUCCUGGUUAAUUUCACCUGGAGGGUGUCCCCACUCCUUCAUGAGCUUCUGUCCUGUCAAUAACCAAUCAGCUGCUUCCCCCUAGUGACUGAGCAGUAACAUGCUUUGACCCCGAUGACACUCCUGGGGUGAAAUUAACAAGGAAGUAAAGCAGAAACAGACUUCCUGGAAGGCAAGGCAAACAAACUUGGACUUUUCUUUACGCUAGUGGAGUACUGGUUUUGAAAUGGAAAUACUUAUUUGCUAUGUGUGUUUCUUUAAAAGCUGCCAUUUGAGACCUAUGUAGCUCAUGGAAAUGCAAACUGUGUAAGAAUGAUGGGAUUAUUUAGUUUGCUACUGUUACUUUAAUUGUAGUAUAUGCAGUCCUAUCUGAACACAAAACAUUGCCUCUUUCUUUAUCUCUUACUACAGGGGAUUAAAGACCAGAGAUGGGGAGCACACACAGUUUUGAUCCAGUAAAUAUAAUAUUGUUUUUCUAGUUUUUUGGGGCUGGGGCUUUGUGUGUUAAAAGGAGAUUUGACUGAAAACUCACGCAAUCAAAGCAAUUGUACCUCAGACUGCAUGAACAAACUGGAAAUAAAGUUGCUGUGAUCUGUCCUGAUUUGGUGUAUUAAUAAUGCAGUGUCUUUUAAUAGGCAUGUAGCAGGUUUGUUGUCACCAGAGGGCGCUGUUUAUCAUAUCACUGUACUUACUGAAAUCUCAGUCCAUGUCAACAUUGGCUUGCAAAUGAUAAAGGGUCUGUAAGAUCUGGAAGUUGUUUUACCUUUACUGUAACUACGGUAGGGUAUUUGCAGAAAUUAACAUGUCUAUUUGCACAUUCAACUACUGUAAUAUUUUUCCCAUCACUAGUUUACUUGUCAACUUAAAUGGUUGAAACCAGUGGAAGCACAUCACACAGACAAAUGUAAAUUUCAAAGUAUUUAUUAGGAUUUAUUUUUAAGCUGAGCAAGAAAGCAAAAAACAUGAACUGUAUGUUAUAAAUUGGUGUAUAUGUCAAAUCAAGGUUACGCAACACUAUUCAAAUUUAAAAACAUACUUUUCAAAAUAUGCUAUACUUCAAGUGGAUGUUUCUGCCUAGAACUUGCAGUUGUGAUUCCAAAUUUUGAUUUGUCAUCCACUUACUCUACCCUGUUAAAAUAAAUAAAUGAUUGUUUAAAUAACAUUACGAAUUGUAAAAAUAAUGUAAUAUGUAAUCAGUGCUCAAUUGUACAGCACUUGCACACGAAACCUCAACAUUCUUUACAAAUAAAAGGCAAGGUACAUUAGUUCAGUGCUUAUUUGAAGAAAAAGAAGAACAGACAGAUAUUUUCACCUGCCUGAUAAAUGCACUGUGUAUUUCAAAAUCUGCAUAUGCCACAUAUUCACGAAAUGUGGUUUAACAUACAACCUUGUCAAUUUGAGAACAGUUAAGCUAACAGAAUUUAUUAGGCAAGAGUUCAAACUACAACUUCUUGUCUAUGCAUAAAAAAAUUGAACUAGGUGGCUUAUAGUUUUUCUAUAGUUUUCUGAUUGAAGUUUAAAGUGUUGGUGUGGCAGGGCAGAGCCCUGCACAUGUAAAUCAUUUAUUGUUUGUUAGUUUUGUAAAUAUUGGGGCUCGUUCUGUGGGGUUUUUGUUCUUGUGUGUGUGGUGGUGGUUGGCAGUGAUAGGGUUAAUUCCUAUCCCUACCACAUACGUGUGAGAAUGUGGCCAGGUGUUGAUUGAAUGAUUACUUGUCAAUCAACCCUGGCCACGUGGUAUAUAAGGGAGCUACACAGCUCCAUUGGGAGGAACUGCCUGGGAGAGGGGAGACCACGUGGAAGGUCUGUUUGUUGACUUUGUUUCUCUUCUUUGCUUUCAAUGAAGGCAUUGCUCAGCCUGACUAUGUUUAAUUUGUAUUUUUGUGUAUACCUUUUGUUUGACCCCAUGCCUAUUUGUUUUGUGUUUUUGUUUUAUUUUUGUUUAAUAAACAUGCGCCCCAGCGCUUGAACCCUGCA